This is a messenger RNA of Mesitornis unicolor (brown roatelo), 425 nucleotides long. RefSeq names its product actin-1-like. The record is from RefSeq and is a predicted model, not a curated record. Lineage: Eukaryota; Metazoa; Chordata; Aves; Mesitornithiformes; Mesitornithidae.
CAGCGGCAGCGGUCCAGGUGGCAGAGUCCUUCCAGCGCCGAUAGCAGCUUCCCCCGCACAGAGCCUCCGCCAUGGAAGAGGAAAUCGCCGCCCUCAUCAUCGACAACGGCUCCGGGAUGUGCAAGGCCGGGUUCACUGGAGACGACGCCCCCUGUGCCAUCUUCUCCUCUAUCGUCGGCCAUCCCCAGCACCAGGGCUUGAUGGUGGGCAUUGGGCAGAAGGACAGCUACGUUGGUGACGAGGUGCAGAGCAAGAGGGGCAUCCUCACCCUGAAGUACCCCAUCGAGCAUGGCAUCGUCGCCAACUGGGACGACAUGGAGAAGAUCUGCCACACCUUCUACAACAAGUUGUGGGUGGCCCCCGAGGAGCACCCGAUGCUGUUGACCGAGGCCCCCCUCAACCCCAAAGCCAACCGGCUUAGAUCU